Messenger RNA from Sceloporus undulatus (fence lizard), 3321 nucleotides. RefSeq names its product calpain 3 (gene CAPN3). Gene Ontology annotation, molecular function: calcium-dependent cysteine-type endopeptidase activity; calcium ion binding. The record is from RefSeq and is a predicted model, not a curated record. Gene Ontology annotation, biological process: negative regulation of apoptotic process; proteolysis. The coding region runs from base 308 to 2725 and encodes 805 amino acids. The transcript has 23 exons. Gene Ontology annotation, cellular component: cytoplasm. NCBI's taxonomy places the organism in Eukaryota, Metazoa, Chordata, Lepidosauria, Squamata, Phrynosomatidae.
AAAGCACACCACAGGCACACUCACUCACACAGAUCCGGAGGUGAAGGUUACUCAACAAUUUCUCUUACUUCCUGCUAAGAUGCAGAUUUUGACACCAAACAAGAACCGCUUGAUGACAUGUACACAAAGUUGUGGCAUGGCUCUUCACACUGCCAUCUGAAUGCUUGCAGACAAAAAGGAGGGAAAAGAGAACUGUGAAAUCGUUUACAUAGCAACUUCCGCUUUCCUGUUCUCUUCUGGAUUGCAAGAUCUUCCUUGUUUUUUAUUAAUUUUCUUAAGUUGAUAAAUUUGUUCAAAACCAAUCUCCAUGCCAUUGGCUACCAAUACCAAGGUGGCACAAGGGACUGGAGCUGGGCCGGUUCUCUGCCAAAAUGCUAGUACGACUGCUGAAACAGGUGGAGGUACAGGAGGGAUCUACUCUGCCAUCCUCAGCCGCAACCAGCCCAUCAUCGGAGCAAAGGAGAAGACUUUUUACGAGCUCCAUAACAAAUUUCUCAAAAAGAAGAUUCUUUAUGAAGAUCCAGAUUUCCCAGCAAAUGAGUCCUCCCUUUUCUAUAGUCAAAAGCUCCCUGUCAAAUUUGAGUGGAAGAGGCCACCAGAAAUUUGUGAGAACCCACGUUUCAUAAUUGGUGGAGCCAACAGGACUGACAUUUGUCAAGGGGAACUAGGCGAUUGUUGGUUCCUGGCUGCCAUUGCUUGUCUGACCCUGAAUGAAAAACUGCUGUUCCGGGUCAUACCACAUGAUCAGACCUUCAUAAAAGAUUAUGCCGGGAUCUUUCACUUCCAGUUUUGGCGUUAUGGAAGUUGGGUGGAAGUUAUCAUUGAUGACCGCUUGCCAACAUAUAACAACCAACUGGUCUUUACCAAAUCCUCCCAGCAAAAUGAAUUCUGGAGUGCCUUACUGGAAAAAGCUUAUGCAAAGCUUCAUGGGUCUUAUGAGGCACUAAAAGGAGGCAACACCACUGAGGCCAUGGAGGAUUUCACAGGAGGUGUAACAGAGUUCUAUGAGAUAAAGGAUGCUCCUAAAGAUAUAUAUAAAAUCAUGAAGCAUGCCAUUGAGAGAGGGUCACUGAUGGCCUGCUCCAUUGAGGAUAAUAAUGGAUUUAUUUAUGAAAAUACUCCCACAACUAAGAUUGGAUUAUUAAUUACCCAAAUGUUAAACAAUAUGAAUUGUGGAGCACAGAAUGACUCAACCCCACCUAUGGAGGACAAAGUAUCUCAGGCUAGAGCUCCAAUAGUCUUUGAGAGACGCAUGGCUAAUGGACUGGUUCUAAGCCAUGCCUAUUCAGUUACAGGAGUGGAAGAGACAACAUUUAAAGGAGAGAAAAUAAAACUGAUACGGUUAAGAAAUCCUUGGGGACAAGUAGAAUGGAACGGAGCUUGGAGUGACCGUUCAGAUGAAUGGAAUGUUAUUGAUUCUUCAGAGAAGACCCGACUGCAGUAUAAAGUUUCAGAGGAUGGGGAGUUCUGGAUAUCUGGGAAAGAUUUCCUGAGGUACUUCACAAAGCUUGAAAUAUGUAAUAUCACACCUGACGCUUUAGAGGGUGAUAAACUUCACACAUGGACAGUUUCAGUCACUGAAGGGCGAUGGGUGCGAGGCUGCACAGCUGGAGGCUGCCGUAACUAUCCAGAUACAUUUUGGACCAAUCCUCAGUUUCGCUUGAGACUUCUGGAAGAAGAUGAUGAUCCAGAAGACAGUGAAGUUGUGUGCAGUUUCUUAGUUGCACUGAUGCAGAAAAACAGGAGGAAAGAACGUAGGCUUGGAGCCAAUUUUCUCACAAUUGGUUUUGCCAUCUAUGAGGUGCCAAAAGAGAUGCUGGGUGACAAUAAGCAUCUGCAAAAGGAUUUUUUCCUCUAUACUGCCUCAAAGGUGAAGUGUAAGACUUACAUAAACAUGAGGGAAGUUGCUGAACGCUUUCGGUUGCCUCCAAAUGAGUAUGUAAUCAUCCCAUCCACAUAUGAACCUCACCAAGAGGGAGAGUUUAUCCUUAGAGUUUUCUCAGAAAAAAGAAGUCUAUCAGAGGAAGUUGAAAACAAGAUUGCAGUAGGACAAAUUUCUCCAAUCAUCUUUGUCUCAGAUAGAGCAAACAAGAACAAGGAUCCGAAAGGUGGUGAGGGGCACAAAAAGGACAAGGAGAAAACACUCUCUGAUAAGAAAAAGAAAACUGAUAAGCCUGCACAGAGAGAUUCCGAUAAGGAGACUGAAGAAGACAAACAGUUCAGAAAUAUUUUUCGGCAGAUUGCUGGAGAUGACAUGGAGAUCAGUGCUGAUGAACUCAGGAAUGUUCUCAACAAUGUUCUGAAAAAGCACAAGGAGCUGAAGACAGAAGGGUUUGCACUAGAAUCUUGCCGCAGUAUGAUUGCCUUAAUGGAUACAGAUGGUUCUGGGAAAAUAAACCUUGAAGAGUUUCGACACCUUUGGAACAAGAUUAAAAGCUGGCAGAAAAUUUUCAAACACUAUGACACUGAUCAGUCAGGAACCAUUAACAGCUAUGAGAUGCGUAAUGCAGUAAAAGAUGCAGGAUUUCAGCUGAAUAACCAAUUGUAUGACAUCAUUACAAUGCGGUAUGCUGACAGAAAUAUGAAUAUUGAGUUUGACAGCUUUAUCUGCUGCUUUGUCAGGCUAGAAGGAAUGUUCCGUGCAUUUAAUGCCUUUGAUAAAGAUGGAGAUGGUAUUAUUAAACUGAAUGUCUUAGAGUGGUUGCAGCUCACCAUGUAUGCCUGAAGGCCACACUUGUGUUCUUACCAUUACUUAUCCUCUUCUCACAAUGAGAGCCAGAUUUCUGUCAAAAAGAAGCCUGCCAUUAUUGAGUUGCAGAAUCUUUUAUAUAUAUAUUUCCUCUGACAGCUACAAGGGGAGUACAGUUUGUGUACAAACAAAAAGUGAUAUCUAUCUCCCUUUACCAGAUAAGAUUUGUGAAUCUAAAGUCUACUUUUAUCACUUAUUGAACUGACAUCGACAGUACCAUAUGUUCCAUAUAGAAAAAGAUAACUGCCACCAUUGCACUGGGAAAUACCGUUAUGCUGCAUACUGGCCUAAUUACAAUGUUACACUAUUAGUUGUCUGCUAGUGCUAUAGGACUUUCCUCCUCUCCUCACUCCACAAAAUCAUUCUCUACAGUUUUCCCCAGCUUUCCGCAGCAGGUUUCAAAGGCUUCCAUCAGCAGGAAGACCCCCUUUGAAUCCUGGACAAGUUUACAUGUUUGUUGGAAAUUAUACCUGUUGUUUGCUUUAAAGAUAAUAGAUUUUGCAGUGUGGAAAUCUUCAGUGUUAAGGAAUGUUAAGUUAUCACUAUUAAAUAGAUUUUCAGAAAUACCCAAA